AUGGAUGAAAUAAAAGUGGGGAAAGUUUGGGAUGGUCAUCAUUAUGACAUGCAAGUGAUAGGGAAGUUCUUGAGUUAUGCUUCGAGGGGUGAUAGAGUUGGACUUAACAUGAUGUUGAUAAAAGGCAUAUCUCCCGAUGUGCAGGAUUAUGAUAAUAGGACUGCGUUGCACUUAGCAGCAAGUGAGGGCCACGCUCCUAUUGUUGAGCUUCUUCUUCACCACAAUGCCAAUUGUAAUCCCAUUGAUCGAUGGCAACGGACACCUCUGUCAGAUGCAAGAUUCUAUGGACACCGAGACAUAUGCCGGAUCCUGGAAGUAAAUGGUGGCGGAAAGGAUUUUUGUGAUGACCAACAAAUGACUGUACGACAAGAAGAUUUGAACGAAGUAAACUUUGAUAUAUCAGAGUUAGAUUCUGAGGAUCCAUCAGUAAAUGUCCAGGGCAUAUUUGGUGAAUCUGUGAAGGUCAAAUGGCGUGGAACUUGGGUUGUUAAAACGGUUAUAGGAAAACAAAUAUAUUGUCACGGUUUGAAGAUGAUACCAUCUGCUAAGGUUAAUACCCUUCUAAGAGAACUGAGACAUCCCAAUAUUUUGCAGUUUCUUGGUUUGAUUGAGAAAGAAGAGGAGAUGGUUUUGAUUGCUGAGUAUCUAUCAAAAGGUAAUUUAGAAGACAUAUUGAAGCAAAGAGUUCGACUUGACCAACCAACUGCUCUGCGCUAUGCACUUGAUAUUGCUAGGGGAAUGAACUACCUCCACGCGCAUAAACCUCUUCCCAUAGUUCACAAUCACUUGAAUAUCAGAAACUUGUUGCUCGAUGAAGGCGGUCACUUAAAGAUUGGCGAGUAUUGGAUGCAAAUGUUGUAUGAACAAAUAAACUCCAAUGACGACAAUUGCCAAAGAAGGGAUAUUCCAAACAUGGGUUCUACUGAAUUUAGUGAUACCGAGAAAGACAUAUUUUCUUUUGGUUACAUAUAUUAUCAGAUGCUAGAAGGCAAGGAUUUUCAAGACAACUAUAGUUUUGAACAUAGUAAGGAUCUUGAGUCCAUUGAUUUCAAACCAAGGUUUCUCAUAAGUCGGUCUUCAAAAAGAAUUAAAGAGUUGAUAGAGAAUUGUACGAGUAAAUGCCCAACACAAAUGCCUCCAUUUGAUGUUGUCAUUAGACUUCUUGAAGAGGAAUCUUUCUACCUAAAGAAACUUGGAUGUACUCCUGUUUGUAAUUGA
This is a messenger RNA of Morus notabilis, 1218 nucleotides long. RefSeq names its product integrin-linked protein kinase 1. The coding region runs from base 1 to 1218 and encodes 405 amino acids. The record is from RefSeq and is a predicted model, not a curated record. The transcript has 11 exons. Gene Ontology annotation, biological process: protein phosphorylation. NCBI's taxonomy places the organism in Eukaryota, Viridiplantae, Streptophyta, Magnoliopsida, Rosales, Moraceae. Gene Ontology annotation, molecular function: ATP binding; protein kinase activity; protein binding.